AUGGUCAAUAAUACCACGUCUACGAUGACUGACAACAAGCCUUACAUGACUGAUGCCGUGAGCAAGCUCCUCUGCACGAUCGAAGACGCGCGGGCAUCCGGUACCGCUGUGGACCCCGCCAACGUCAAGACUCUCCUCACACUCAGCGAGGGUCUCGCAACGAACGGUCGAUUCGACCUCAUUGGAUCACUCCUCGCUGCGGGCGCCAUUACCGCGGCUGAGUCCGGGAAUCUCAAGCCUUUCUUCACGGCUCAGACCCAGGGGGCUACAACGAGCCUUACUCAGACCAUGAGGAAGUUGUGGUAUGGGUCUGAAAAGCAUCGCCACCAGGAGAAAUGGACUCGGACCUUGGCUGAGAUCCGGGAGUACAUGCUCACUGACGCUGAAGAUCAUCCGGAGAGACUGCUCUGCUACUGGUCGUCGCCGCGCGAGGUGGACCGCUACCUCAGCGACAUGAAGAACGAGGCGGGCGGCUUUCUGCGGACUCAUCCCAUCAGCAGGGAGGGAAGGGACUUGCUCUGUCAUCAUAUUGCGCACGAUGCGCGCAGGCUUGGUCUGCUGGAGACUCAGGCGGCCACGGGGUGUGAGGGCGUGACGGUGGCAGAUAUGGAGUCAGAUGAGGGUUGGUGCAGCGUGGCGUUGCCUUUGCGAUGA
This is a messenger RNA of Dioszegia hungarica, 654 nucleotides long. RefSeq lists its product as uncharacterized. The transcript has a single exon. The record is from RefSeq and is a predicted model, not a curated record. Bases 1 to 654 code for a protein of 217 amino acids. Lineage: Eukaryota; Fungi; Basidiomycota; Tremellomycetes; Tremellales; Bulleribasidiaceae.